Molecule: messenger RNA, 909 nt
Organism: Oikopleura dioica
Lineage: Eukaryota; Metazoa; Chordata; Appendicularia; Copelata; Oikopleuridae
Source: the annotation of a GenBank genome assembly
AUGAUAUCGGUUCGUCAUCCGUUGAUUGAGAGCAGACCUACUCCAACAUUUUGCGAUGUUUGCUACGAGUUCAAAAGAGUUCUAUUUUCCUCUUUUUUCCUUCUUUUUGAACCCAAGAACAGUAAUAAAAUUGCAUUCGGAGUACUGUACAAAUGCAAGUCGUGCAAUCUCGUCUGCCACAAGCCCUGCAAAGACCUAAUCAAGUUCAGCUGCCAGAAUCAGCCUCAAAGUGCGAGGGAAAAUCAGCAGUUGAUGAAAUCACCUCCUGAAGAAAAAUUCGACACGAUCAGAAGGACUUUCUCUAAUCCUCAAUUAGCCAGUAGACUGGAACGAUACAAUCAGACAGUAAAGAACUCUUUCGUCAUGCAACUGCGGAAGGAUUACAGUUUUACUGGCUACAUUCGGGUGGAAUUGGAAUUGACGAGACCGAUUACAGUUUUGGAUGGAAAUUUGAACGAACCAGAAGUGAAAUAUCUUCCGAAAAAUACAGUCAAAGCAAUUUACCUGACCAGCCAGACAACUGCUAGUCAAGUAGUCAAGGCGCUUCUUCAAAAGUUCAAAAUCACAAACGACCCGCGAAAAUUCAUGCUCUGCGAGCGAAUCCAGAAGGGUCGCAAGGGAGAAAGCCACGUUACUAUACGGCCAAUGACGGAGCUGGAGAGACCACUCUUUCUGACACUGCUUUGGGGAAGUGCCCAUUCCGGUCAUGGCUUUAGGCUGAAGGAUCAACAAGAGGACACGCCGGAUUGGUACGACUUUGAGGAACAUGAGCUGACGCAGUUCCUUCGCUUGUACGAAGAAGAAAAGCAAAAAGCGCUAAAUGAAGUGAAAGAAGGCUUCGAAGUCCGCCGCUAUCAGAUUCACAAGAUUUUAAAAGAGCGGAAAGAACCGCUCGUUUCUCCGCUCUAA